GAGGCGGCGGGGCCGGGCCCGGAGCCGGGGGAGCGCCGCCCCGGAAGGCGGAGGGAGGGGCGGCCGCGAUGGUGCUGCUGAGCGCGGCGUGUUGGCUCCGCAGCCGCCUGACGGACCGCUUCUGGAGGAAGCAGGAGGUGCUCAAGUAUGCUCGGCAUUUUCGUGGAAGGAAGAACCGCUGCUAUAAGCUGGCUGUCCGAAGCGUUCGGAGAGCUUUUGUGAGGUCUACAAAGGCCAGAAGGGAAAAGAAGAGAUUCCUCAGAGCGCUCUGGAUCACUAGGAUUGAAGCAGCUUCUCUUGAACAUGGUUUGAAAUACCCAGCUUUCAUCAGCAAUCUGGUUAAGUCCCAGGUGGAGCUGAACAGGAAAAUGAUUGCUGAUUUGGCUAUUUAUGAGCCGAAGACAUUCAAGUCCCUCGCUGCCUUAGCCCAGAGAAGGAGGCAAGAAGGAUUCCUUGCUGCCCUGGGAGACGGAAAAGAACCAGAGGGGAUAUUUUCACGUAUUGUACACCAGUAUUGAUAGUACAAGAGUCUGCAGAGACUGUAUUGUGAAGUGAACUGGUCACUGAGCACUGCCGUGGAAAAAGAUCCCCUAAGGAUGGUUCUGGAAGGAGGAUGGGGUGGGUCAGGGGUGAAGCUUGCGCCCUGGUGACUUCUUUUACUGCAUUGUAAGUUCUGCCCCUACACCUGUUACAACUGACCCAGUUGCAAUUGAAACGCAUUAUACACCACUAUUGAUAUUAAAAGAGUUUGUAGAUACAUGUUUUGAGCAGGAACUUGUGUUGGGAAGUAAACUGGAUUGCUGAAAGCUGCUAUGGAAGAAAAUACCCCGAGGAUCGUUCCAGAAGGACAGGGUGGGUUGGGGGGCGAAGCUUGUGCCUUGGUGACUUUUUCCCCUGCAUUGUUGUAACUAAAACAUGUUGUCACCACUAUUACUAUUAAAAAAGCCUGCAGAUAUGUUUUAAGUUGUGUUGUGAAUUGGCUCCCUGAACGCUGCUAUGGAACAAAAUCCGCUAAGAAUUGUUCUGGAAGGAGGAUCAGGUGGGUUAGUGUGCGAAGCUUGCACCUCGGUGGCUUUUUUCCCUGCAUUGUUGUGACUGAAAUGCAAUGAACAAGAAACCAGAGUUGGAAGUUGGCAGUGGUGAGCCAGGCCUGUGGAAGUUCCAGGGUUAACGACGCACAUAGCCUGCAUACGGUCCC
Messenger RNA from Cuculus canorus (common cuckoo), 1198 nucleotides. RefSeq names its product mitochondrial ribosomal protein L20 (gene MRPL20). Gene Ontology annotation, cellular component: ribosome. Gene Ontology annotation, molecular function: structural constituent of ribosome; rRNA binding. NCBI's taxonomy places the organism in Eukaryota, Metazoa, Chordata, Aves, Cuculiformes, Cuculidae. The record is from RefSeq and is a predicted model, not a curated record. The transcript has 4 exons. Bases 69 to 518 code for a protein of 149 amino acids. Gene Ontology annotation, biological process: translation; ribosomal large subunit assembly.